This is a messenger RNA of Xenopus laevis (African clawed frog), 2279 nucleotides long. Its product is annotated as E3 ubiquitin-protein ligase DCST1. The coding region runs from base 14 to 2173 and encodes 719 amino acids. The transcript is spliced from 16 exons. The record is from RefSeq and is a predicted model, not a curated record. Lineage: Eukaryota; Metazoa; Chordata; Amphibia; Anura; Pipidae.
UCAAAAAAACAAAAUGGAAAACCAAGAUUUUAUUAUCAACAUGAAUGAUAAAGAAACUAAAGAAAAGAUUAGAGCAAUGCUGAGAAAGAGGAAGACAAAAGGAUCAAAAUGUGUGCUCUUUAGGGACAAAGUGGUGAAAUCAACACUUCAAUGGAUUCUCGUACGAAUGCUGCCGACUUUCUUAGCUAACUUCAUCUACAGCCCGGAUAAUGAAUGCAGAAUUGCCAAGGUCUUAUAUCGGGCAAUACUUGGCUUUCUUGUAGGAGUUUUGCUUUACAUUGUCAUGGUGAUGCCCAUCUAUAGCCCACAGGAAAGCAGCAAAUUGAUAUGCAUUGGCAUGGCAGCCAUAGUUUCACUAACCUGGACCUUGUCGGCCUGGUGUAGAUGUAUUACAGUUAUGGUGUUCCCCCAAAUGCUGGCAAAUAAGGCAAAUGUACUCAUCUGGAUCGUUGCUAUCACAGGAAUCUAUCAAAAUUUCGCAGUUAAUAUCGUAGCAAAUGCGCAGGAAAUCUUUAGGAGCGGUGUAUGUGUAAUGAAGAUGCAAGCAGAUCAAUUAAGGCUGAAGUUGGAAGUCACUACCAACAUAUUCAGAACCUUCAUGAAGGAUCUGAAGGUGUCGGUACUUAGUAUGAAGGACAACAUAUUUGGCAUGAAAAAAGCCUUUGCGGAGGUCAGCGAUGAAGUUGAGAGCAGGGAAGGUUAUAACGCUGAUACAGAGCGCAAGCUGGUCAAGGAAGAGGAGAAAAAACAAAAGGGACAACCCCUGAACACCCAGCAAAAGUUUGCAUUAAAGAACCUGUUGCGCUGUGAGGGGAUUAUGGAGGCCAAUGAAGAAAACUGCCACAAGUGGUUUCAAGACAAGUAUCUACAAUGCAAAGAGCGAAUUGUUAUUCCACUAAUUGACAAAUUAUUAUGCCUGCCCAUGAAAAUGACAUUCCUGUGCAAAGCCACCGAGGGCCUUCAGCUCUGGUGCAAGAAAUUUAACCCACUUCCAGAGAAUUUUGGGUCAUCAUUUGAUAAGGUCAACGACACCAUGGAAACACUGGAAUCUGGCCUUGAUAUCGACAUGGACAUUGAAAAGGCUGAUGAAUCCAGGGCUUUCAAAAACCCUUAUGAGACGGUCAAAGAAGCUGGCAGCAAGAUGAUUAAUGAAACAAAGUUCUCGAAGAUCAAAAGUGUAAUCAAAGUACCCAUUGUAUGCGGGGUGCUGAUCUAUUACCUAUUCGUCUCCUAUUUAUACGUAUAUAAGUACAAUCGCAAUAUCUUCCACGACAACAAUUACAUUACAACGUACUUCCGGCUGAUUGAUUGCCGAAGGAGAAGGAGGAACCUGAGGCACCUGCUUCCCCUACGGAGAGGGGAAUACGUGGACUUUAUCUUCCCAUUUAAGAUGAAACUACAGGGAGAAGAAAGAGACCAAGCAGCAAAGACUCUGUACAGCUGUAUGGUCUGCAUUGCUGUCUACCUGAUGGCUUUCUUUGUGGCUUAUAUAUUUGGAGAAACAAUGAACAUGAUGGAUGAGUACGGUAUUAUAACGUACAGCUAUUCAAGCCGCCACAAGCUUGAAUUUCUGAUUGAAGGAAAAGGAUUUCUUCCAAAUAUUCUACGUGCCACACUUGGAAAGCUGAAUACAAGCUCAAACGUAGAAUACAAUUUUGACAAUUCCAUAUGUGUGCCAAAAGCACAACCAUUUACAAGCAAACAGGUGUGCGGGAUAGUCUUUGGCAUUGCUUUCAUGCUACUGGCACCGGUUCUGCAAGCUUACGUGAAUCGGCUUCCAAGAGCGAUUGGCGCUAUCUUUUUUCCCAAGAGGGAAAAGGGGAGGAUUCUACACCUGUAUAACAAGAACCUUAUAAAGAGAGCCGCUUAUACAAAGUUGAAAAGGAAACAAGUCAUGUUGAAUGCAAAGCGCGCUGGAUUCCUGAUGUCGUCCUUCGUUGGAACUCUUUAUCGGCAAUUCAAAUUUCUAAGAAGGUUCUUGGUGCGACGCUGCAUGGUCUGUAAUGCCAAACAGACCAGAGAUUCUUAUGAGUGCCAAACAGAAGGCUGCUAUGUUAUAUAUUGCCGCCAGUGCUGGAAGGACAUGAGGAGGUACUGCUAUGCAUGCAUGCCUGUGGAUCACUAUGUAUCGGACGUCAGCGAAAGUGAUUAUGAAUUUGAGGAGCUCAAUUAAGAAUACGACUACAAACUGUCAAUCAUCUGGAGCGAAAUACUGCGGCUACACUGUAAUGCUACUAUCACUUGUAUCACUAUACUUGUAAUACUAAUAAAGGUUUUAA